Pipistrellus kuhlii (Kuhl's pipistrelle) is the source of this 2913-nucleotide messenger RNA. It is a transcript of the gene GAB2, whose product is annotated as GRB2 associated binding protein 2. NCBI's taxonomy places the organism in Eukaryota, Metazoa, Chordata, Mammalia, Chiroptera, Vespertilionidae. Bases 128 to 2182 code for a protein of 684 amino acids. The transcript is spliced from 10 exons. The record is from RefSeq and is a predicted model, not a curated record.
GCCGCCGCCGCCGCCGCCCCGGCCCCUCCCCGCCCCGCGCGCUGCGCACCGCCCGCCGCCCGCCCCGGGGACUCGCGCCCGCGCCCUCGUCCCUCCGACCCCGCGGCGGGCUCCCGGCGCCGGCAGCAUGAGCGGCGGCGGCGACGUGGUGUGCACCGGCUGGCUGCGGAAGUCGCCCCCCGAGAAGAAGUUGAGGCGCUAUGCCUGGAAGAAACGCUGGUUUAUCCUGCGGAGCGGCCGGAUGAGCGGCGACCCCGACGUGCUGGAAUACUACAAGAAUGACCACUCCAAGAAGCCCCUGCGGAUCAUCAACCUCAACUUCUGCGAGCAGGUGGACGCGGGCCUGACCUUCAACAAGAAGGAGCUGCAGGACAGCUUCGUGUUCGACAUCAAGACCAGCGAGCGCACCUUUUACCUGGUGGCCGAAACCGAGGAGGACAUGAAUAAGUGGGUCCAGAGCAUCUGUCAGAUCUGCGGCUUCAGCCAGGCGGAGGAGAGCGCAGAGUCCUUUCUCCUUGUCACAGAUUCCCUGAGGAACAUCCCCUCGGCCGGCCACGGCGCCCGCUCCUCUCCAGGCGAGUUCGGCGGCUCCCAUCAGCACCUUCUCCGAGAACGGAAGUCCUCAGCCCCGUCCCACUCCAGCCAGCCGACCCUGUUCACCUUCGAGCCCCCCGUGUCCAACCACAUGCAGCCCGCCUUGUCCACCAGCGCACCCCAGGAGUAUCUCUACCUGCACCAGUGCAUCAGCCGGAGAGUGGAGAACGCCAGGAGUGCCAGCUUCUCCCAGGGCACCAGGGCCUCGUUCCUCAUGAGGAGUGACACAGCCGUACAGAAGCUGGCCCAGGGCAACGGACACUGCGUCAACGGGGUCAGCGGCCAAGUCCACGGCUUCUAUAGCCUCCCCAAGCCGAGCCGGCACAACAUAGACUUCAGAGACAGUGCCUACGACCUGCCCCGGAGCCUGGCCGCCCACGGCCACACCAAGGGCAGCCUCACGGGCUCCGAGACGGAUAAUGAGGACGUGUACGCCUUCAAGACGCCCAGCAACGCCCUGUGCCGGGAGUUCGGGGACCUCCUGGUGGACAAUAUGGAGGUGCCGGCCACCCCCCACUCCGCGUACCAGAUCCCUCGGACCUUCACGCUGGACAAGAACCACAACGCCAUGGCAGUGGGCGCUCCUGGGGACUCGGCCAUGGCUCCCCCACCCAGACCCCCCAAGCCAAGCCAGGCUGAAACACCUCGCUGGGCCAGCGCUCAGCAGAGACCCCCCAUCGGCGAGAACAGCAGAUCGGUCUCUGCCGCCACCAUCCCCCGGCGCAACACCCUCCCCGCUAUGGACAACAGCAGGCUUCACCGAGCUUCUUCCUGUGAGUCCUACGACCCCCCGCAGCGAGGCGGAGAGAGUGCGGGCCGGUCUGCAGAAUCCAUGAGUGACGGAGUCAGUUCUUUCCUGCCGGAGAAAACACUCAGAGGCCGGUCAGACAGCACCAACUCCGAAGACAACUAUGUGCCCAUGAACCCCGGCUCCUCCACCCUGCUGGCCUUGGAGCGAGCUGGUGACAACUCGCAGAGCGUCUACAUCCCCAUGAGCCCAGGACCCCAUCUCUUCGACCCGCUCAGCUACCCCGCGACAGCCCUUCCUCUGCAUCGAGGCCCCGGCCGGGGGAGUGAGAUCCAGCCGCCCCCUGUCAACCGCAACCUCAAACCCGACCGCAAAGGAAAGCCAACGCCUCUCGACCUGCGGAGCAACACGGUCAUCGACGAGCUCCCCUUCAAGUCGCCCGUCACCAAGUCCUGGUCGAGGGCCGUCCACACCUUCAACCCCAGCUCCUCCCAGUACUGCCGCCCCACCUCCACCCAGAGCAUCACCAGCACGGACUCGGGAGACAGCGAGGAGAACUACGUCCCCAUGCAAAACCCAGUGUCUGCCUCGCCCAUCCUCAGCGGCACCAGCAGCCCAGCCCCUAAGAAGAGCACCGGCAGCGUCGACUACCUGGCCCUGGACUUCCAGCCCAGCUCCCCGAGCCCCCACCGCAAGCCGUCCACGUCGUCUGUCACCUCCGACGAGAAGGUGGACUACGUGCAGGUGGACAAGGAGAAGACCCAGGCGCUGCAGAGCACCAUGCAGGAGUGGACGGACGUGCGGCAGUCCUCGGAGCCUUCCAAGGGCGCCAAGCUGUGACCAGGCUGCCGAGCCUGGAGGGGGCCGGGCUCUGGAGCUGGCUCCUCCCCUCUCCCCUCUCCCCUCCUCCUGCCCUUCCCACCCUCCUCUCUCCUUGGCCAGCCUGGACUCCAAAGCACUGACGUCAGGGACCCUGAGCCUUCCCCACGGGGGCCAGGUCUGACGAGGCUCUGCCUUGGCCCGGACCCACCUCUGGCCACGCCUCUUCACCUUAGCGAGGGCGCUCGCCAAAAAGCAUCCUUCAGCCGCUUCCUGCCCUUUAGGCCCGAGCACCUCCCGGGUGUAAGGAGGGAAGGGCCAGGCUCUGAGCUGGACUCCACACCUCGCGCUCACGCCCAGCCCCCUUGCCGCCGCCGCCCCCGCCCCCGCCCCGGAAAAGCUCAUCGUCUCACUGACCAGGACGACAAGGACAGCAGACCAAAGUGGACAUGGACCUGAUCCCUUUCUGUCUCAGCAGGGGAGAGGCAAGGCCACCAAAAGGAGGCGGAGUUAAGAAGGUUAGAGGUGGUCUCUGGGCAUAAAGGACUUAGAUCCCCCCCUUUCAGCCAAAUGGCAGUGCACCUGUUGCGGGUGGGAGGGCAGAAGGAUGAGGACAAAAGGAAGGGGAAAACUGAGGACGAUGGGCAACAAGGAACGGGCUUAUAGCCCAGGAGAUGACGAGACAAGGACACAGGCUGGUCCUUGGGCCGGCCCGGGAGCUUCCCCAGGACCUCCCAGUUCCCGCCACUGAG